UUUUUUUAGCCUACAAACAAACGCAUCUUUUUCCGUGCGCUGGUCCAAAAUGCGGAGUCUUGUGAAUUGGCGUGUGUUUAUAACCUUUUUGGUUGUUUUUUACCAACAAAAUGUUGUCGGAGUAAAAAUGAUCGGAGGGUUGACCGAGGAGAAGCAGGCUGAUGAAGCAGUUCAAAAGAUCUGUGAUGCAAUGAAGCCUCUCGCAGAGCAGAAAACCGGGAGAAACUUCGAGGUUUUCACUGCAGAGAGCUACAAAACGCAGCUCGUAGCUGGGACCAACUACUUCAUUAAGGUCAAUGUGGGAGGAGGCGAAUAUGUUCACCUUCGUGUUUACAAGAAACUCCCGGCUUAUGGAGGAACGCUCCAGCUGACCAGACUGCAGCACCCCAAGAGUCAACAUGAUACUAUUGCGUACUUCUAAUGGAAGAACGAACCAGCCAAAGCAUCAGUGCCCACAGUAGUGUCAUUGUAAUUCAUUAAUAACCUCCCUCUUCAUGAGGGGAAAGCUUUCCUUGUUUCCAUAUAAUAACAUAUUGCAGAUAAUGGAAAUAAGACUAGAUCAGUUAAAUACGAGGUGGGUAAAUAAAUAAAGCAGAAUUUU
Messenger RNA from Pundamilia nyererei, 601 nucleotides. Its product is annotated as cystatin-A-like. The record is from RefSeq and is a predicted model, not a curated record. Bases 50 to 421 code for a protein of 123 amino acids. Gene Ontology annotation, cellular component: cytosol. Lineage: Eukaryota; Metazoa; Chordata; Actinopteri; Cichliformes; Cichlidae. Gene Ontology annotation, molecular function: cysteine-type endopeptidase inhibitor activity. The transcript is spliced from 3 exons.